Drosophila navojoa is the source of this 636-nucleotide messenger RNA. RefSeq lists its product as uncharacterized. NCBI's taxonomy places the organism in Eukaryota, Metazoa, Arthropoda, Insecta, Diptera, Drosophilidae. Gene Ontology annotation, molecular function: microtubule binding. The record is from RefSeq and is a predicted model, not a curated record.
GAUUUCUUUAUUUGAUAACCAAGUACAAUGGAAGAAUUUACUGAGGGACCAGACAAAUAUGUUAAGAAUGUGCUGCUUUUGAAGAAGGACACGUGCUCGGUGCGCGAGCUUAUCAUCUGGAUCAACAAGCAAUUGCUAUGCGAGAUUAAGGAGCUAUCCGAAUUGACAGCGGGCGACAUUUAUUGCCAAAUUGUGCACAAAGUAGCUCCGAGGGUAAUGCCAAUGGAGAGAGUAUUCUUGAAUACCAAUGUCACUCACGAGAUUGAAUCGAACUACAACAUACUUCGUAAUGCACUUGAUAAACUGCAUAUUCAUAAGAAUAUUCAUCAUCACGACCUGGCCAAGGGCAUCGGCCACUAUGAGUUUAUGACCUGGCUAUACAAGUUCUGUACGGUGAACUGCAGGAGUGAUUCGUACGAUGCGGUUGCUGAGCGCAAAGGCCAACCGAUUGGAUUGAAGAAAAUUAUAAGUGCGACGAAGCCCACAGUCGAUCCCACAGCCCAUCUGCGACGUAGCACCUCGAUUGUGUCUUCAAAUGGCGACAAGGAGGAUGUGGCUUAUCGUUCAAACAGCCUAUUUGCCAUAGACGACAAGAACGGCGAGGGAACUGAUGGCUAUGUUGAUCUAGAUCAGCCC